AACGGUAUAAAACGGAGCUGCAUUUGCCACUGUUCAGCAUUAUUCCAUCAUGUGCGUCUUUAGAGUGCUGUUGUACUUAGUGUUUCUUGUGUUAUCUCCAUCAAAAGUUCAGGGCGAUGAACAAAACGCUACCGAAUUGUCUCUCGAGGGGUUUGAAUAUCAAACCUUAACAGCCAAACUGGACUAUUUGCAGCACAAGCUUACCGAGAUGGACUUUGCGAUAAAGGAGGAUCGAAGGACCACCGAUCAGAAGCUAUCACAGCUGGGCCAAGUGAUGGGUAACAAUUUCACCACUUUGCAGAACCACUUGAAUAACAUUCUUAACGAGCAGGCAGCCAUAGCCAACCAGGAACGGAUGCGAAAGGAGAUACAAACGCUAGUAUCGAAGAAAGAUGUUGCUCGAUUUCUGAUCAGUUCCGCAUUGUAUGCUCGAACGAUCUCAUUUCCAUCGUGCAAAGAGGAGCCUUUGGAGUUGUCGGGCAAGUAUCUAAUACAACCUGCUGAAAAUGAAGAGCCAUUCCUGGGAUACUGUGAGCAGACUGCUUUUGGUGGAGGCUGGCUUAUGUUCCAGCAUCGUUACGACGGAUCGGUGGACUUUUAUCGUAACUGGACUGAGUACCGUGACGGGUUCGGAAGCAUGGAUGGGGAGUUCUGGCUCGGCUUGGAGAAGUUGCAUCAGAUUACUUCAGAACGAGAGCAUGAGAUGUUGGUGGAGCUAAAAGAUUUCGAAGGAAACUACAAGUACGCACGAUAUAGUGAGUUCGAGAUCGGCAGUGAGGCGGAGCAAUAUUCGUUAAAGAAGCUGGGAUCGUACACAGGAACGGCAGGUGACUCAUUGACGUACCAUAAGGGUAUGAAGUUUACAACCAAAGAUCGAGACAAUGAUCAAAGUGGCAGCACAAACUGUGCUGUGAAUUAUGAGGGAGCAUGGUGGUACAAGGAAUGCCACUAUGUCAAUCUUAAUGGACGUUACAAGAAUACUGAGGACGCAAAAGCUAUGGUAUGGUUCGGAUAUAAAUUAAAAUGUAUUGGUUUAGCAUACUCAAGAAUGUUGAUUCGGGAAACAUAACCGAUAAGGCGCUGUUGUUAGAAACAUUAUUUUACAACAGUGACACAGAAACGUCUUUUGCUAAAACAAAUGUGUGAUUGCAUGCAUUAGUGAGAAAAUAUAUCAUAUAUAAUUGAUUAACUCAA
Anopheles gambiae (African malaria mosquito) is the source of this 1194-nucleotide messenger RNA. Its product is annotated as ficolin-3-like. The coding region runs from base 50 to 1069 and encodes 339 amino acids. Lineage: Eukaryota; Metazoa; Arthropoda; Insecta; Diptera; Culicidae. The record is from RefSeq and is a predicted model, not a curated record. The transcript has a single exon.